This is a messenger RNA of Sebastes umbrosus (honeycomb rockfish), 1719 nucleotides long. RefSeq names its product afadin- and alpha-actinin-binding protein. The record is from RefSeq and is a predicted model, not a curated record. The transcript has 13 exons. The coding region runs from base 273 to 1652 and encodes 459 amino acids. NCBI's taxonomy places the organism in Eukaryota, Metazoa, Chordata, Actinopteri, Perciformes, Sebastidae.
UGCCAGUGUGUGUGUCUCAAGGUUUAUCAGGUUUGCUCCUCCCAUCAUGGACAUCUCUUUGAAUGUGGCUGACUACACUUUCAGCUCCUAGAAAAUGGUUAAUACUUUCAAACUAUGUUAAAGUUAAAGUUUGGUAGGAAGCAGUUGAACCGGAUCAUUUUAAAUCCUGAAGCUUCCAUCCAGCCCUUUGUUGGUGGUAAUUAGCAGAAGUGCCAUCACCUGGAAAUAAAAGAGGCAGCAUCUGUUUGAGGAAGUUCUACUUUUCUGCUCAGAUGGCUUCCAAGUUUGGCCAGAAGAGAGUUGGAAGACGCUCGGAGUACUCAGACUCCUAUCUGCUUAGGAAUACCAGCCCCAGCCCUCUGAAUGAGCUCUCUCACAGCGCCUCCUGGUGGGCUGACAGGGAGGAGCACAGAGAGCAAGGAGACUCCCCCAGGGAGCAACUGAAGGAGAUGGAUCAGCAUGUGGCCAGGCUUCAGGACAUGCUGACAUGUGAACGGGCCAAAUGCACUCGCCUGCAGCUGCGGUGUAACCAGCAGGAGGCUGAGCUUAGGCGUCGAGAGCAGCACACCAGCAGACUGAAGGAGCGAGUGUUUCAACUGACUGAGCGGCCCAGAGAGAAAGGACCCACCAUAGAGGUGUUGAAUUUUCCGCCUGGAGGUCGAGGCAAAAGAGAACAGACAAUCAAAUUAUUCAGGCCUCCUGCAAAAAGAGAAGAAGAGGCGCUGCGUCUGAUGCUGGAGCGCAGAGAAGCAGAGCUCAGGGAGGCGAUGAAACUGCGCCACAGCCUCACCACUUUACUUCAUGCGCUCAGAGUCGACAUGGAGCAUACCCUGUCGGACGUGGUGGAUGUUCAGGACGAGGCCCAAAGUGAAGACAAAAGGUUGGAUCAAGCUGAGAGAGCGCUUGGUGACCAUGUAACAGGAGGUGUGGUUCAGAGUUGGAGGCAGGUGCAGAGGAGACUGGGUGGCGUCCCAUCUGAAGGCCGCGCUGGCGUUGAUACCGACCAUGACAAGCUCCUGGCUCGACUAGAAACUGAACUGAAGGAGAGUCAACAGCUUGUCAGAUUACAACAACAGCUGCUGCAUGACAGCCUUGCUUCACCUAUCACCUCUGAACUGGCUGAUUCCUACUUUUUGGAAGAGUGGGAACGUCUCCAGGUGCGAUCGGCGGAGCUCGAUCAUCAGAGGCGGACUUUUGAAAGGGAGAGGCAGUCCUUCACCGACGCUGCCAUCCGACUGAGCCAUGAGCGUCGUGAUUUUGAGCAACAGAAGGCCUCUCUCCUGAAGCAGCAGUAUCUGUGUGACUCACCUCUGUCUGGUAAAGGAGCACCAAGCAUCAACAGGAGAGACAGCACUGCUUUCAAUUUCUCUAGUUUGGGACCCACUGGCAUAUCUGACUGUCUUCCCUUCACACCGUCUUCCACCAAGCCGGGGACAGCCGCUCGUCCCGGAUCACACGAGGGAAGAGGCAGAGUUCAAACCCCCAGCACCCCUGAGCUCUACUCUGCCCUCAAUCUGUCAUACAACUGCAGAACCAGAGAGGUUGAUGACCAUUCAGAGACAUGGGACGGCCGAGCAGACAGGAUGGUGCACACACAACAGGCUCCACACUUAGACUGGUCAUUUAAAUCCAAUUUUGAUGAUAGAUGGUGAUUAAAAACAUAUUGUACCUUAUUUACAUUUUUUUUUAAAAAUAAAGAUUGAUUAUAUUUUUAUCCAA